UGAGAUUAGAACUUAAGAGCCGCAGGCGGGUGUGCUCUUCUACCCCGACGUGCAGACGAUUUGGCCGCCAAUGUUCAAGAAGUUGCUGUUUGUUUCUGGGCGGUGAUUGAAGAAGAAGGGGUUUAGCCAGGAGCAACCAGCUGCAAUUAUCGAAGGGUUUCAUUGCAGUUUCUGCAUUCGCAAUAUUGCCAACAUAAUCUCACCUUACACUUCUUCCUCACUGGACUUAGUCUACUCUUGUAGCACAAGUUCUGUUCUCUCUCCUCCCCUACUUGUUUUAAAUAUUGUAUUUUAAUUGUUCGUAAAAACCGGGGCUUUUGAUGAAUUACUAUGCCGAGUGAAGAUUAUCCGUGCUAUAUAAAGGAAUUGUAGGGGGUUCCUGGUAAAUUCUUAGGUUGUGCAUGAAGCAGUGCAUUCGCUUGGUGCUAUUCUUGGUUGAGAAUAUAUAUGAGUUUUGUUGCAAGCAGUUCGCAUAAUGCACACCAAAUGCUCGGGUAUAAGUCUAAUCCAUGAAAAAAUGAAUCAUCACUAUGUUUUUUCAAGGCUGAAGCAAAGAUACAGGGGAAAAGGGGAUGGGAUUGGUCACACACGCGUGCACAUGACUAUUCAAGUACUUGUGUCUUAAUACCUUAAAAAGGUUUUCCCCAUUUUUUGUAUGACCUCUUUAUGCUAUUUAUUUUUUACUUUUUACUUACAAAUGGUGACCAAAUGAAAACUGGUUGGCUGGUUCCUUCUGUUCCUCGAUUCUGUGUUUUUCCAUCAUACCAUGCAUGGCUUUUGCAGUUGGUGCUUAUAAUUAUAUUCGUAUUUGAGAAUUCAGGUUGUUUUCUUUGUAAUUGACAUUUUUUGCCUACUGAAGAUUCACUUAACAGGAUACGAUUAUAGAUGAUCCAGAGACCGCCGGUAGUUUCUUCUUCAUUAUGGAAUUUAUCUUAUAAGAAUGAUUGCCCAGGCAUGGAGUUUUUGAGGCCGCAACUUUCAGCUUCUGAGUCAUAUACUCUUGGAUUGAAGUUAGGAUGUGAAAAAAUUUACAAGGUUGAAUUGACACAACCUGGAAGUUUUCUAUGUGCCAGUCAGAAGGCCAGAGGUGAUAAAGCUGUGGAAAGAAGAAGGAUACCCCAAAAUGUUGAUUUCCCGCCGGUGUUGCCCAAGAAAAAGAAAAAACCAUACCCUAUUCCCAUUAAGGAGAUCAAACAAGCUGCAAGGGAAGACAAAAAACUUGCAGAAAUGGGAAUAGAGAAGCCCCUUGAUCCUCCAAAGAAUGGAUUGCUUGUGCCAGACCUAAUUCCUGUUGCCUAUGAAGUAUUUGAUGCUUGGAAACUGCUAAUUAAGGGUCUUGGGCAGCUCUUGCACGUUAUUCCUGUGCAUGGCUGUAGUGAAUGUUCUGAAGUUCAUGUGGGCCGCUCAGUUCACCACAUCCAGGAUUGCCUUGGUCCUACCAGUGCGCAGCGUCAUAGUUUCCACGCAUGGGUGAAGGGUUCCAUCAAUGAUAUACUAAUCCCUGUUGAGUCUUAUCAUCUCUAUGAUCCUUUUGGCCGGCGCAUCAAGCACGAGACGCGGUUUGAUUAUGACCGGAUUCCAGCAGUUGUGGAGCUAUGCAUUCAAGCUGGUGUGGACAUACUGGAGUACCCUUCACGUCGAAGGACUAACCCUAUAAGAAUGCUAGGGAAAAGAGUUAUUGACAGAGGUGGGUAUGUUGAAGAACCUAAGCCAUGGCGCUCAGCAGAUCCCUCUGCACUUAUUGACUUCGAUACUUACCAAGCCUGUGACCGAUUUCCACCCCCACAAUCGUCAGACAUACCUAGAAUCGCCCAGGAAACAAUCGAGGCAUAUGAAACUGUCAGAAAGGGAGUAAGGACUUUGAUGAAGAAAUACUCAGUUAAGGCAUGUGGAUAUUGUUCAGAGGUUCAUGUGGGGCCAUGGGGUCACAAUGCCAAGCUUUGUGGAGCAUUCAAACAUCAAUGGAGGGAUGGGAAACAUGGUUGGCAAGAUGCAACAGUGGAGGAAGUUUUUCCUCCAAACUAUGUAUGGCAUGUGAGAGAUCCUUCAGGACCCCCCUUGAGUGGUUCUCUGAAAAGAUUCUACGGCAAGGCCCCGGCUGUGGUUGAAGUGUGCAUGCAAGCUGGGGCAAAGAUUCCUGAUGGGUACAAACCCAUGAUGAGACUUGACAUUGUAAUUCCUGAAGCUGAUGAAGCAAAACUGAUUGCAUGAUUGUGUUCAUGUUGUGUUAUGUAUGCCACUUCAAGAGCUAGUUGUUAGUAUGUCUGAAAUGUGGAUGUAUUCUUUGGGUUUUGUUUUUCUGAUUAAGUUUUCUUUUAAUAACUAAGGAAUAUGCGUAGUUACAAAUUA
Neltuma alba is the source of this 2349-nucleotide messenger RNA. Its product is annotated as APO protein 1, chloroplastic-like. NCBI's taxonomy places the organism in Eukaryota, Viridiplantae, Streptophyta, Magnoliopsida, Fabales, Fabaceae. The record is from RefSeq and is a predicted model, not a curated record. Gene Ontology annotation, molecular function: RNA binding.